AGCAUUGUCCCUAGUCACGCAUCCUUUCAACGAGGUCUGGUUUGAGCGAGUAGUGUCCCGCCAGUCUUCGUCGUCAGAUUCCGUUGCACUUACUCGUUCGGCUCCAGCUUGAAAAAUGGCGGAGAGCUUUCUUUUCACAUCUGAAUCUGUCAAUGAGGGUCACCCCGACAAGUUGUGCGACCAGAUCUCUGAUGCCGUGCUUGAUGCCUGCCUUGAGCAGGACCCUGACAGCAAGGUCGCCUGCGAGACAUGCACCAAGACCAACAUGGUCAUGGUGUUUGGAGAGAUUACAACCAAGGCCAACGUAGAUUAUGAGAAGAUUGUCCGCAAUACAUGCCGCAACAUUGGAUUUGUCUCUGAUGAGGUGGGUCUUGAUGCUGACAAAUGCAACGUAUUGGUGAACAUUGAGCAGCAAAGCCCUGACAUUGCCCAGGGCGUGCACGGCCACUUUACUAGGCGUCCAGAGGAGGUUGGCGCUGGUGAUCAGGGUCACAUGUUUGGGUAUGCCACUGAUGAAACCCCCGAAUACAUGCCCUUGAGUCAUGUCCUUGCAACCAAAUUAGGAGCUCGCCUCACGGAGGUUAGGAAGAAUGGCACCUGCGCUUGGCUGAGACCAGAUGGAAAAACUCAAGUAACUGUUGAGUACUCCAAUGACAAUGGUGCUAUGGUUCCAGUUCGUGUCCACACUGUCCUUAUUUCUACUCAGCAUGACGAGACUGUGACUAAUGAUCAAAUUGCUGCUGAUCUUAAGGAGCAUGUCAUUAAGCCCGUCAUCCCUGAGAAAUACCUAGACGACGAUACCAUCUUUCACCUCAACCCCUCCGGCCGCUUUGUCAUUGGUGGCCCUCAUGGGGAUGCUGGUCUUACUGGAAGAAAAAUUAUUAUAGAUACCUAUGGUGGCUGGGGUGCCCACGGUGGUGGUGCCUUCUCAGGGAAGGACCCCACCAAGGUCGAUAGAAGCGGUGCCUAUAUUGCCAGGCAGGCCGCAAAGAGUGUUGUGGCAAAUGGGCUUGCCCGGCGGUGCCUUGUGCAGGUUUCGUAUGCCAUUGGUGUUCCUGAGCCCUUGUCCGUUUUUAUUGACACCUACGGAACUGGAAAGAUUUCAGACAAGGAUAUUCUUCAACUUGUGAAGGAGAAUUUCGACUUCAGGCCUGGAAUGAUUACCAUCAACUUGGACCUUAAGAGGGGUGGCCAUAGAUUCCUCAAGACAGCUGCUUAUGGACACUUUGGAAGGGAUGACCCAGACUUCACCUGGGAAACUGUGAAGCCACUCAAGUGGGAAAAGCCUCAAGCUUAAGAGUAGCGAAUCUUAAUCAGUGGUGUUCUUCUUGGUUCUGGGUGAAUAAUUCCCGUGUCAUUUUGCUCCACCCCGCAUGUCUACUGCGUUGCAAUAGUUAACAUUCCCAUCUAAUAACCAAAAUGAUAUGUAUUCUACUUUAAUUUCCUUAUGAUUUAAUUAUUGAUUAUGCAAUAUUGCUCGUGGCGGCUCAUUCAUGUAUCAGAAACAGAAUUAUUUUUCCUCGGCUGUCAAGCUGGAAUUCAAUUGCGCAGAUAUGACUGUUACGAUGUAUUCUGAGUGCAGAAA
This is a messenger RNA of Neltuma alba, 1585 nucleotides long. RefSeq names its product S-adenosylmethionine synthase 1-like. Lineage: Eukaryota; Viridiplantae; Streptophyta; Magnoliopsida; Fabales; Fabaceae. The transcript has 2 exons. Gene Ontology annotation, molecular function: ATP binding; methionine adenosyltransferase activity. Gene Ontology annotation, biological process: S-adenosylmethionine biosynthetic process. The record is from RefSeq and is a predicted model, not a curated record. The coding region runs from base 116 to 1297 and encodes 393 amino acids.